AGCAUUAGAGUGUUUGCAGCACGUCAAACCCCAGUAAAGUUGUUUAGAGUGUUGAGGCAACACAUCUCCUUUCUAUGGCGGGGACACUGCGGCUCUCAUGGCUAUUCUUCAUACUCAUUUUCCUUCUGGUGGGACUGCAAGGAGAGCCAAGGGACACAGCACAAAGACGAAACAAGAGGAACGUCAGCAACGACCAGCCUCGUAUGCUGUCAGAUAACGGUCACCUUGUCUUCACAACUGGUGACAAUAAAGAGAUCCGCUUCCAGACGUCAGCAUCAGGCCGGGUUAAAGUGGAUAAUGAAGACCUCACCCAACUUUUGAGUCAGAUCAAAACCAACAAAGAAGACAUUGAUGACAUUAAGUCUCAUGGAGGUGGAGUUCCCCCUGAUAUCACCAGCAAACUAAACCAGCUGGAUACCAGGGUGUCAACACUUGAGAAUAAAGUGACUGCACUUGAAUUGACAGUCCAGAAGGUGUCUUGCAGCAGUAACCCCUGUCAGAAUGGAGGAACAUGUCUGAACUUACUCAACUCAUAUCACUGUGUGUGUCCCAGCAACUGGGCUGGUCCUAACUGUGCAACCGAUGUGAAUGAAUGUCAGGUGUAUUCGGGAACAUUUCAGGGUUGUCAGAAUGGAGCAACCUGUGUCAACACCGCUGGAUCAUUCACUUGUAACUGUUCUCCAGAAUGGUCCGGGAGUCUCUGUACUGUGCGUUAUGACGACUGCAGGAAUGUAGGACAGGACCUGUGUGUACAUGGCACAUGUAUUGAUGCAGACCGGGUUAUACCUGGACAGCCUAAAUACCAGUGCAUCUGUGAGAGUGGCUGGGAGGCUCCAGCUGGGAACUCGGCCUGUGUGGCUGAUGUUAAUGAGUGUAACCUACCUAACAAACCUUGUUCCACCAACCCUGCUGUUCCCUGCUACAACACUCAAGGUUCCUUCUACUGUGGAGCCUGUCCUGCUGGUUGGCAAGGCAAUGGCUACAGCUGUCAGGAUGUGGAUGAAUGUUCGACCAAUAAUGGCGGCUGCUCCACCACUCCCAUGGUGCAAUGCCUGAACACCAUGGGCUCUUUCCACUGUGGUCCCUGCCCUCCAGGUUAUGAGGGGAAUGGGAGAACAUGUACCCAGACCAAUAUCUGUGCUACCAACAAUGGAGGCUGCUACCCAUUAGCUACUUGCUCCUCCACCCCAGGUGCAAGCCUCCCUAUAUGUACCUGCCCUCCAGGCUAUGUAGGCAAUGGUUAUGGACCGACUGGUUGCACCCAGGCCAGCAACAUCUGUCAGACCAACAACCCCUGUGUCAAUGGACAGUGUGUGGCCACCACCUUGGCUCCUGGCUACAUCUGCAAUUGCAACUCUGGCUGGCAAGGAGUAAACUGUGACCAGAAUAUCAAUGAAUGCUUGAGCAACCCCUGUCAGAAUGGAGGAACCUGCACUGACGGCAUCAAUGGGUUCGCGUGUACAUGCACUGCCCAGUGGACUGGUCCACUCUGCCAGACCCCACAGCAAGAGUGUGGAGGUUACCUGACUGGCCCUGCUGGUUCCUUCAGUUAUCCCAACACCCCAAGUCAUGAUGAAUACGAUCACCAGGCCAGCUGUGCCUGGGUGAUCCGCAUUGACCCAAACAAGAUUCUGCAUAUUACCUUUCCCUUCUUUCAUCUGGAGAGCAGCACCAAUUGCAACUUCGACUUCCUUCAGAUUCAUGAUGGGGACAGCGCCUCUGCUUACAUGAUCGGAAAAUACUGUGGCCAAAAUAACCCGCAGGAACUCUACAGCUCCCACAAUUCCCUGUAUUUCUGGUUUCGCUCCGACCACUCUGUCAGUGGUGGUGGCUUCACAGUUGCUUGGCAGUCUCAGGACCCAGUGUGUGGAGGCGAACUUACUGCCCCCUAUGGAAACAUUAACUCACCUGGUUACCCUGGAAACUACCCACCUAGCCGAGACUGCUACUGGACAGUGACAGUGGAGCCCAGCUUGCUCAUUACCUUUGCAUUCGGGACUCUCAGUCUGGAGCAUCACCCUGACUGCAACUAUGACUUCCUAGAGAUCCGGGAUGGUCUUCUACCUGAAGACCCAGUUCUGGGGAAAUACUGCAGUACUGCAUCACCUCCCCCCCUGCAGACCACUGGUCCAGCUGCAUGGGUUCACUUCCACUCUGACUUCAGUGUUUCUGACCGAGGCUUCCACAUUACAUACACAACAUCACCAAGUGACCCUGGUUGUGGUGGUACCUUCACUGACAGUGAGGGCAUCAUCAUCUCCCCCAACUGGCCCAACGAUUAUGCCCACAACCACCAGUGUAUCUAUUUGAUCAGGUUGCCAGUGGGUGAGAAGGUGACCCUCAACUUCACUCACAUGAACCUGGAGAGUCACAGCAGCUGCACGUUUGACUAUGUGGAGGUUCGUGAUGGCAGAAUGGAGACUGACCCUCUGAUAGGGAGGUACUGUGGGAGCUCCCUGCCAGCUCCCAUUCUCUCCUCCUCCAACUUCCUGUGGAUUCGCUUCAGGUCCGACAGCUCGGUCAGCCGGGCUGGUUUCAGGGCUGUCUACACCGUUGCUUGUGGAGGUACUUUGUCUGGGACUGGGCAGUUUCGUUCUCCCUACCACCCCAACGCCUAUCCCCACAACAAGGUCUGUGAGUGGGUCAUUAACCAGCCAGAGGGCUAUGUGGUCACCCUUGACUUCCUGUCAUUUGACGUUGAGGGAGGCUCCUGCCAUUUUGACUUUGUUGAGGUCAGGGAUGGCUCCACGUCUAGCUCUCCUCUGCUGGGGACAUUUUGUGGUGCUGAGAUUCCCCCCAGGCUUCAGUCCACUCAGAGAUCUAUGUACAUCCACUUCAAGACUGACUCCUCUGUCAGCAACCAUGGCUUUGAAGCGGCCUAUGGCUCUGCCUUGCAGGGCUGUGGUGAUACCCUGACCAGUCCUUCAGGCACCAUCACGAGCCCUGGCCACCCCAACAACUACCCCCAUGGGGCCAACUGUAUCUGGUACAUCAGUGUUAGCCCAGGCAACCUGGUUCGGCUGUUGUUUGAGUCCUUCAACCUGGAGUACCACGUUAACUGUAACUUUGAUUUCCUGGAGGUGUACGACAACGGCACUGUUCAGACCGGAACCAAGAUUGGCAGGUACUGUGGGCGUUCAGUGCCUCCAUCCAUCACCAGUACUGACAGCCUGCUGACCCUGCUGUUUGUGUCUGACUCGAGUUUAGUCUCCGAGGGAUUCUCUGCCAGCUAUGUCUCCUUAAAUGCCACCACAGACUGUGGUGAGACGUUCACCUCCCCUACAGGGUCUUUCAGUUCACCCAACUACCCUGACUACUACCCCACCUACAGAGACUGUAUCUUCAAGAUCACUGUGCAGGUCAACAUGCAGAUUAUGCUGAACUUCACCAGCUUUGAGCUGGAGGGAUCCCCUCCUUCUUGCAACUUUGACUUUGUGGAAAUCAGGGAUGGUGGCUAUGAGACAUCUCCCUUGAUUGGUAAGUUCUGUGCUGAUCAGAGGCCUCCAGUCCUGGUAUCCCAUAGCAACCGUCUUUGGGUUAGAUUCCACUCCGAUGCCACCGUCACACGUCGUGGAUUCACUGCCCACUGGGAUGGCACACAGACUGGCUGUGGAGGGAUGUUGACAACUGCAUCUGGGGAAUUUUCCUCCCCUAACUACCCCCUGCCCUACCACCCUAAUGCUGAGUGCUACUGGAACAUCAGGACCAGCCAGGGCAGCCAGCUCCUCCUCUCUUUCUCUGAUUUCCACCUGGAGUCCAGCUCCACCUGCUCGUAUGAUUACCUGGCUGUGUAUGAUGGUAACAGCAGCAGUGCUCUAGAGCUGGCCAAGCUGUGUGGCAGUCAGCUGCCCAGCACCAUCAGCUCUUCCAGCAAUCAGCUCUACAUCAAACUACGUACUGACAGCAGCAUCAGCACUGGAGGCUUCCUCGCAUCAUACACCUCCAAAUGCCAUAGCAUGCUGAUCUCAGGCCGACACAAGGGAGUGGUGGAGUCACUGAACUUUCCCAACAACUACCCAGACAACUCCCAGUGCAGCUGGACCAUCCAGGCCAGCAGUGGAAACACCGUCAACUACACCUUUACUGCCUUCCAGCUGGAGGCCAUCUUCAGCAGUUGUGACCAUGACUACAUCAAGCUCUAUAAUGGGCCUAACGCACAAGCUCCUCUGAUUGGUACAUUCUGUGGCUACACGCCCCCCCCAGCCAACAGCACCACAAGUUCAGCCCUCACCGUGGUGUUCGGAACCGACUCUUCUGUGUCCAUGUCUGGCUUCCAGAUGAUGUGGUACCAGAAUGGUUGUGGUGGGGAGUUUUCUGGACCCAGUGGCUCCUUCAACAGCCCAGACUACCCCAACAGGUAUCCAGAAAACAGGGAGUGUAUCUGGUAUAUCGUCACAUCAGCUGGCAGCAGCAUCACUCUCACUAUCCAUGAGUUUGAUGUGGAGUUCCACCAAGACUGCAACUAUGAUGUGCUGGAAGUGUAUGGAGGCCCAGACCUGUUGGCCCCUCAGCUGGCCAGGCUCUGCAGCACCACAUCCAGCCCAAUGCGUGUCUCCAGCACUGGCAACCUGCUCACAGUGCGCUUCAAGUCUGACGCCUAUGUCAGUGGUCGAGGUUUCAAUGCAAGCUGGGCUGAAGUCCAGGGAGGCUGUGGAGGCCCAGUCACAGCUCCAUCAGGGGAGAUCCAUUCUCCUCUGUAUCCUAGCAGCUAUCCCAACAAUGUGGACUGCUCCUGGGUCAUCAGUGUGGAUUCCAACCACCGUGUCUUCUUCAACUUCUCUGACGUGGACAUUGAACAUCAUAGCAGCUGCUCCUGGGACUACGUGGCUAUCCAUGAUGGUCCAACCAUAUCUUCUCCUCUGCUUGCCCAUGUGUGUGGCACCAGUCUUCCUCCCUCCAUCACCUCCACCCAGAACACCAUCUAUGUUCGCUUUAGGUCUGACUCCAGUCGCAGCCACCGUGGCUUCAGUGCUCGCUUCUCUGAGGCGUGUGGUGCAACCAUCAUAACAGACGAUGUUGGUGGGGCCAUUGCAUCGCCACGGUACCCAGCGCCAUACCCACCCAAUCAGAACUGUAGUUGGAUCAUUAGGGCACAGGAACCAUUCAACCAUGUGAGCCUGUCAUUCACUGACUUUGAGCUGGAGAUGAUCAACUCCAACUGCUCCCAUGAUGCUGUGAAGAUCCUGGAUGGAGACAACUACCAGGCGCCUUCUUUAGGGCGCUACUGUGGCUUUGAAAUCCCUCACCCAGUGACAUCCUUCAGUAACUCUUUGGUGGUCAACUUCAUCUCUGACCAGUCCGUCUCCAGAAAAGGGUUCAGAGCCACCUACUCAGCAUCCACCUCCAGCUGUGGAGGAGAGCUGGUGAUGGAGAGUGGUUCGUUUAACAGUCCCAACUAUCCAGAUGCUUAUCCGCCCAAUGUGGAGUGCGUGUGGACCAUCAGAAGCUCACCAGGGAACCGUCUCCAGCUUUCAUUUAUUAUCUUUAACCUGCAGGGAGACUCUGGCUGUCAAAAUGACUACCUGGAAAUCAGAGAGGGCAACUCCACUGGGCCUCUGGUUGGUCGCUUCUGUGGAAACUCGCUUCCCUCCAACUAUACCUCUGUGAUUGGUCACAUCUUGUGGGUUAAGUUUGUCUCAGAUGCAUCGAUUAGCGGAGCAGGAUUCAGAGCCACCUUCUCACACUUGUAUGGUAAUGAUGUGGUGGGGGAGUUUGGUCAGAUAGCGUCCCCACUGUAUCCCAGAACGUACCCCAAUAAUGCCCACUACCGCUGGACCAUAACUGUGGAGGGAGACAACUACAUCCAGAUUCGCUUCUUGGAUAUGGACAUUGAAGACCUGUAUGACUGCUACUAUGACCAGCUCAAAAUAUUUGAUGGCCCUGAUGUUCAUUACUACCCCAUUGGCUCAUUCUGUGGUCUGGCCCUGCCCCCUCCCCUAAGAAGUUCUGCAAGCACUGUCACCCUGCAGUUCCAGUCGGAUUCAGUGGUGGGAGGACGAGGCUUCCUCGUGGAAUGGACCGCUGUCCAGGACUCUGGACCACCACCCACUAUCACACCAGGUGCAUGUGGUGGAGUGCUAAUGACAGGGGAGACUCCUAGCUUCCUCUAUUCUCCUGGCUGGCCUGAAAACUACCCUCCUAACCAGGAGUGUACCUGGUUGAUACGUUCUCCAGACUCGACUGUAGAGUUUAACCUCUUGUCUCUGGACAUGGAGGACUACCCCACCUGCUACUUUGACAGCCUUGUCAUCAGAGAUGGUGCAGCCAGUCUAUCCCCCAUGCUGGCCAGUGUGUGUGGUCGAGAUCCUCCAGGUUCUCUCCACUCAACAGGAGACUCCAUGUUCAUCCACUUCUCCUCAGACAGCAGCGUUACUGGCCGAGGCUUUAAUGCCUCCUACUCCAGAGGUUGUGGUGGCCUCCUGCAUGUAGACAGGGGCGUGCUGAGCAGUCCCCGCUACCCCCAGAACUACCUGCCUGGUCUGAACUGUAACUGGCAUGUGAUGGUGACGCCUGGCUUCAGGGUUUCUGUCACCUUCCAGAGCCCCUUCCAGAUUCAAGGCUAUGGAACUGGAUGCAGCUCAGGAGACUACCUGGAGCUCAGGAAUGGUCCAGAUGGUUCAUCUCCACUACUGCGGGAACGUCUCUGUGGUUCAAGUUUGCCGUCCCUCCUCCAGACUACUGACAACCACCUCUUUAUUCACUUCGCAUCUGAUACCAGUAAUGAGGCCAGCGGCUUCAAGAUGACCUUUGAAGCCCACAGUCUGGCGUGUGGAGGCUUUAUUGAGCUGAAUGAUAAUGAUCCUCCAGGGUAUAUCACUUCACCCAACUAUCCUCAGAACUACCCCCAGAACAUUGACUGUAUCUGGGUCAUAACUGUGCCUAAUGGAGAAGCUGUCCAAAUUGACUUUGAGGAUGAAUUCUACAUUGAGCCCUCUGGCAGCUGUAUGUAUGACUAUUUGGAGCUGCGUGAUGGCUCGACUUCCAAUGCUGGCUCAAUUUCCCGGCUCUGUGGCAACACGCGACCAUCUACCCAACAUUCAACAGGCUCCUCCAUGCUGCUCAGGUUUCGUACUGACAACAGCGUCACACACAAAGGCUUCAAGGCAAAGUACUCCAUAGCAACAUGUGGAGGUACCUACAUAGGUCAGCGGGGUUCGAUCCACAGCCCUGGCUUCCCAGGAUCCAACUAUCCUGACAGCUCCAGCUGUGAGUGGUACCUGGAGGGGCCCACAGGGCACUUCCUCACCCUCAGCUAUGGGAACUUCAGCCUGCAGACAGCUUCAGGAUGCUCUGCUGACUAUGUGGAGAUCAGAGAGUACAAUGCCUCAGGGCGCCUACUGGGCCGACACUGUGGCAUUAACCUUCCGGCUUCCAUGGACACGUCAGACAGUUUUGCCUAUGUCAGGUUUGUCAGUGACACCAGCGGAAAUGCAGCUGGCUUCAGUCUGUCGUUUGAAGCCAGUGUUGAAGCCUGUGGAGGAGAGCUUAAUGCCCCCUCAGGAACUAUCUCAUCUCCCAAUUACCCCAACCUGUACCCACACAGCCGGGUGUGUCGCUGGGAGCUGGUGGUGUCACCAGGCCGCCGGGUCACACUUACCAUCAAUGACCUGCGGCUGGAAGAUUCUGGUUCUUUCUGUGCAUUUGACUACGUUGAUGUAUUGAAUGGGUUGGCGGUCGAUGCCCCUCACCUGCAGCGAUUCUGUGGUACGGUACCAGCAGGCACCCAGGUGCGCUCUUCCAGCAAUACCAUGACCGUUGUGUUCCAAACUGACGCUUCUGUGUCCAAUGGUGGCUUUAUGGCUUCUUACUCCUCUGAGGAGCCUGCAGAGUGUGGUGGAGUCCUGAACAACCCAGCUGGCGGGAACUUUACUUCCCCUGGGUACCUGGUGUCCAACUACAGCAACAACCUCAACUGUGAGUGGCUGAUCCAGAACCCACAGCACAUAAAUUCCUCUAUUGUGGUGCUGAUAGAAGACCUGCACCUGGAGAACCACCAGACCUGUGAGUCCGACUACCUUCAGUUCCGCUUAGGUGACUCAGAUGGGGAGCUGUUGGCCAAGUUUUGUGGUCAGACCAUUCCCAGAAUUCCCAUUGUGGUCUUUACCCCAGAGCUCUGGGUCCAUUUCCAGACUGACGCCACCCAGGGAGACCUGGGGUUCAAGGCCAAGUACUUGUUCUCCGUGUGUGGAGGCUGGCAGACGGGUGAGGGAGGAGUGUUAUCCAGUCCUAAUUACCCCAGCAUGUACCCCAGCCCCAGUCGCUGUGCUUGGCUGCUAGAGGCUCCAGUGGGCCACACUAUUACGCUAACCUUUAGCUUCUUCAACCUGGAGCCCCACUCUGAAUGUGGCUGGGACUCUAUCACCAUCUUUAAUGGAGGAUCCCCUGGCUCCCCUGUUAUUGGCCAGUACUGUGGGACCACCUCCCCAGGAACCAUCCAGUCAGGAUCCAACAAGCUUGCUGUAGUCUUCCUGGCUGACCAUAGUGUGUCCAGUGGAGGCUUUAUGGCCUCCUGGUCUGCUGAUUCCUCAGGCUGUGGAGGGGUGAUCCAUGCUGAUACAGGAACAAUCAAGUCCCCAAACUAUCCUCAGAACUUCCCAGCCAAUGCGGAGUGUUCCUGGCAGAUCAUUGCCCACGAGGGAAACCACCUGGAGAUGAGCUUCAACAGUGAUUUCCAGGUUCCAGACAGCACUGGGACCUGCCAGAGCAGCUACAUCAAGGUGUGGUCAGGGCACACCCAAAAUGCCGAGGCUCUGCUGUCGACAGGCUGUGGCUCGGUGGCCCCAGGCCCCAUCACUGCUCCAUACAACAUCAUCACAACCCGAUUCCAGAGCACUGAAGCCCCUGGCAGAGGUUUUUCAGCCUCCUUCAGCACCAGGUGCGGGGCAAACUUCACAGCUGCCAGCGGUCGUGUGGUUUCUCCAAAUUAUCCAGCCAACUACCCUGACUACUCCAACUGCAACUACACCAUCGAUGCUGGAGAACAGACUGUGGUCGUCCUCACCUUUCAGGUCUUCCAAGUAGAAGCACACUCCACCUGUCUGUAUGAUGGGCUGAAGAUCUACAGCCUGGCUGCUAGUGGCCCUGCUAUUGCCACUCUGUGUAGUACCAGCAUCCCAGGGCCCUUCUUCACCUUUGGCCCCAUGUUACUCCACUUCUACUCUGACUCUGUGAUCAGCGACAGUGGCUUCAUGGCAGAAUAUAGAGCCAUUCCAUGUGGUGGUUUCUUCAACAGCACUAUGGGUACAGUGAGCAGUCCGGCACUGUCCAUGACCAACUACCACCACAACAUCAACUGUACCUACCAUAUCAUGGUCCGAACAGACAGAGUGGUGGAUCUCAAGUUUAAUACCUUCCACCUGGAGGCGUCUUCUUCCUGUCGCUAUGACUACGUGGCAGUGUAUGAUGGACAGGACACCUUGGCGCCUUUGCUGGGGAGAUUCUGUGGUGCAGUGCUCCCACCCGAUCUGCGCUCCUCCACCAACCAGCUGUUCAUCGUCUUCAGGACAGAUGCCACAGUGAAUGGGAUUGGCUGGAGGGCUACUUACAGGGAGACGCUCGGUCCGGCACAGGGAUGUGGUGGCUACCUGUCCAUGCCCAUGGGCAUGUUUGGUUCUCCAGAUCCUAACCUGGAUGGGCGCUAUGAGCCCAGCAUGGACUGCCUGUGGACCAUUGAGAUGCCGGUCAACAGGGCUAUCAACCUGACCUUCAACUCCUUUGAGCUUGAGAGCUCCUCCACUUGCCACUACGACUAUGUCAAAGUGUAUGAUGGUGACACCAUUAACUUCCCUCUGGUUGGGACAUUUUGUGGAAACUCCAUCCCUUCUUAUUUUGUAUCAAGUGGAAACUUCCUGACUGUUCACUUUGUCACUGAUCACUCCGUACAGAGACGAGGCUUCAACGCUACCUACAGAGCGGUGCCAUUGGUUUGCGGCGGGACUCUGAAUGCCACAACCACCAUCCAGACCCUGACCUCACCCUCCUUCCCCAGUGCCUAUCCCCCUUACACCUCCUGCCGCUGGAUCCUGGAUGCUCCGGCCCAGGAAACUAUCCAAGUGUCAGUCCAGACCUUUGUUCUCCAGCCCAGCCAGAGCUGCUCCACAAACUACCUGGAGAUGAAGGACUGGCCUGUGGGAGACUAUGGGCAGUCACAUAGGUUCUGUGCAUCGGAUGCUCAUCCACUAGACUUCUACAGCUACGGCAGAACGAUCCUCAUGCACUUCAACUCUGACACCUUCCUGACAGGAAACGGCCUGAGUUUCACUUAUCAGAUCGCCAGCUGUAGCAGAACCUAUGAACAGGAAUAUGGCUACCUGAAGAGUCCGGGCUGGCCUGACACCUACCCCCACAACAUGGACUGCACCAUCAUCCUGAAGGCACCACAGAACAGCUACAUCUCCUUCUUCUUCAACACUUUCGAUGUGGAGAGCCACAGCAACUGUGAAUUUGACUACCUGGAGGUCCGUAAUGGCAGCACAGCGGACUCACCACUAGUUGAUCGGUUGUGUGGCAGCACCCUGCCUAGCCCCGUCUUCCCACAAUCCAACCUGCUCUACUUACGCUUCAAGAGUGACUUCUCAGACGCCCGAGAUGGCUUUGAGGCCACAUGGACAUCCUCCCCUCACGGUUGUGGUGGCAUUCUGUAUGGAGACCACGGCUCAUUCUCCAGUCCAAACUACCCAGGCACCUAUCCCAACGGUACCCACUGUGAAUGGGGCAUCAUGGCACCCAGAGGCCGUGUGGUGACCGUCACCUUUGCCCAGAUCAGUAUUGAUGACCCUGGAGAUUGCCAGAACAACUUCUUGAAGUUGUAUGAUGGCCCAGACACCUCCUCACUGCCUGUUGGACCAUACUGUGGAGUGGAGACGAACAUCGCUCCGUUCACAGCCUCCUCCCAUCAAGUCGCCAUCGUUUUCCAAGCCCAGUACGCCACCCUGCCCUCAGGGUUCAGACUCACCUGGAGCAGCUGAAACAAUGCCCUUCUACACACACACACACACACACACAGUCAGGUUUGAAAGGGAAACACCUGCUGUGCAUUUAUUUUUUAAUCAAACCAAUGUAAAUAAUCAAUCUGUACUGUCAUAAUAAAUACAUGAUUCAA
Siniperca chuatsi (mandarin fish) is the source of this 11101-nucleotide messenger RNA. It is a transcript of the gene cubn, whose product is annotated as cubilin (intrinsic factor-cobalamin receptor). The record is from RefSeq and is a predicted model, not a curated record. Gene Ontology annotation, molecular function: calcium ion binding. The coding region runs from base 75 to 10967 and encodes 3630 amino acids. NCBI's taxonomy places the organism in Eukaryota, Metazoa, Chordata, Actinopteri, Centrarchiformes, Sinipercidae. The transcript has 67 exons.